AUGUCUACAUCCAAUACCAGUGCCGAGGCAGACCAAUGGCACAAUGUAACCGUACGCAUACCGUUUGCCUCACCAAAACACGCCUCUGUAGCGAAACAAGCCAUCGAAGUUGAUUCUGAAUUACAACCUCAAGCCGUCAAACGCUCGUUAUCAGUAGAGCAUGACGAACUCGUUGCGACGUUUUCCUGCCUGACAAUCCGCUUGGCACGCUUGACUGUGAACUCGUUCUUGGAAAAUGUGGAGCUUGUUAUACGGACUUUGGGAGAGUUUGGUCAGGAUGCGGAGGAUAAGCUUCGUGAUGAUGCUUAG
This is a messenger RNA of Fomitiporia mediterranea MF3/22, 309 nucleotides long. Its product is annotated as Pcc1-domain-containing protein. The record is from RefSeq and is a predicted model, not a curated record. Lineage: Eukaryota; Fungi; Basidiomycota; Agaricomycetes; Hymenochaetales; Hymenochaetaceae. The transcript is spliced from 3 exons. Gene Ontology annotation, cellular component: EKC/KEOPS complex. Bases 1 to 309 code for a protein of 102 amino acids.